UUCGUUUUCUGGAUACCGUGCAUUAUCAUCGUUAUCAGCUAUCUCACAGUACUGUUGAUACUGCAGGGACAUUUGAAAGAAGAAUACCAUGGACUUCCUGCAAUGUCGGCUGUAAGCCAAAUUGAGGAGGAGUCGUCAAAGUCCAGUCUGAAAGGAAAACGAGGCUUUCUUGAAAGCCAUCCUAUGAAGACCACCAGUAAGCUUCGAUGUACGAAUAAUCCUGGCUCUAUGGCAGUCACUACAAUACACAAAGCCAAGCAGCAUGCGAAACGACAAGCGGCUUGGAUCAUUUUGGCCUAUCUGACAUUCUGGAGUCCGUACAAUGUGGUGGCCGUGCUGAACAUGACUCGGACGCUGUCCGAGCAUCAAGUGUUCACAGUCACGCUGUCAUUCCUGAAUGCUGCAAUCUGUGCGAAUCCCAUUGUGAAUCCUUUGAUAUACGGUAUCCUUACAAAAUCCGGCAAGCAA
Messenger RNA from Ostertagia ostertagi, 468 nucleotides. The record is from the annotation of a GenBank genome assembly. Lineage: Eukaryota; Metazoa; Nematoda; Chromadorea; Rhabditida; Trichostrongylidae.